Messenger RNA from Papilio machaon (common yellow swallowtail), 1491 nucleotides. It is a transcript of the gene Xpac, whose product is annotated as DNA repair protein complementing XP-A cells homolog. The record is from RefSeq and is a predicted model, not a curated record. The transcript is spliced from 4 exons. Lineage: Eukaryota; Metazoa; Arthropoda; Insecta; Lepidoptera; Papilionidae. Gene Ontology annotation, biological process: base-excision repair; nucleotide-excision repair involved in interstrand cross-link repair; UV-damage excision repair. Bases 43 to 969 code for a protein of 308 amino acids. Gene Ontology annotation, cellular component: nucleotide-excision repair factor 1 complex. Gene Ontology annotation, molecular function: damaged DNA binding.
AACUAUAAUGGAUAGGCCCCAAAUAAUCUGAAUAGUGGCGCUAUGGCAAGCUGUGAGCCAGAUGCGACUGAGCCGAGCGCUGCCGGGCUGAGUGCUGCACAGCGGGCGCGCAUCGAGCGGAACAGGCUGCACGCGCGAGCUUUGCACGAGGCGCGCCUUGUUACCCGCUCACAAAGUAACACUUCGGAAGGCGCAAAGCAAAUCUAUGUAGGAAAAAGGCGAGCUAUUGAUACGGGCGGAGGUUUCUUAACGGAAGCAGAGAGCGCGGAGGGCAGUGUGGGGUCGAGGGCGGUGCCGGGCGCCAGGCCCGCGCCGCUGGUGCACGCGUCUCAGCAGCCGCGCUGUAAAGAGUGCCAGCAGCUGUUCCCGCAGUCCUACCUCUUCGACACAUUCGACUUCAGCGUGUGCGACGAUUGCAGGUUGCAUCGAAAGGGACGACGAAGGAGCGCACGAACUGGUGACGCGCACCGAGGCCAAGAGCGAGUUCCUGCUGAAAGACUGCGACCUGGACUCGCGGCCGCCACCGCUGCGCUGCGUGCGCCGGCGCAACCCUCACCGCACGCACUACGCCGAGAUGCGUCUGUACCUGCGCGCGCAGGUCGAGGAGCGCGCGCUGCUCGUGUGGGGCUCCGAAGAGCGGCUGCUGCAGGAACGAGCGGCGCGCGAGGAGCGCCGCGAGCGCGCGCAGGCCACCGCCGCCCGGCGCCGCCUCACCGCGCUGCGCAUGGCCGUGCGCUCCAGUCUGUACGACGGCACGCACGUGCAGCACGAGCACCGCUACGGCGAGGAGAGUUACGACGCCGAGACCGAACAGUACACGCGCGCCUGCCUCGACUGCGGCCACACACAGACCUACGAGAAGAUGUGACGCCGGGCCAUGCCCCCCUUAUCUACUCUUUGUCAUUGAAGAUAAAUAUUCUAUAUCUCAUGCCAAAAACUAACAUAAAAUGCGGAACAAUAGAAUGUUAAAAGUGUGUAAUGUGAAGUGGAGACACUGUGAGUGUGGGUCGCUGAAGCUGCGCUUGUACACUUUGAGAACAAAAGAUAAUUUUAAAAUACUUUCUUGUAAAUGUAUAGAAAUAAUAAUUAUGUAUUAUGUAAACACAAACAUUUCUGUCUUUAUGGUCUAAAAUACUUCAUAUACAAAUUUUUACAUAAAAAAAAGCAACCUGAUUUCGCCAAAAUAGCAAUUUUAAUCGAUGAAGGUCUAUGCCUAUGCAUCCUCUCCUCUGUCAAAUUCACUUUCCCUUUCCAUCCUUUCUUUAUAAGACAAGAUUGGGAAGGGACAUGGGACUAAAAUUAGGCUCCAUAAUACACACUCAUCAGACCAAAUGUGUAAUUGCUUCCACUUGAUAGAGUUAGGUAUUUGUGCAACAGAUGUUGUUAUUGCUGGAGUCUACUACUGUUUAGUUAUGAGACCGGUCAAAAGAGUGCUAAGAUACAAACUAAUGUUUAACAAAUAAUAUAAUUGUUUGCUUCUACUUGGAAAUA